This is a messenger RNA of Lodderomyces parapsilosis, 1548 nucleotides long. Its product is annotated as transcription factor TFIIIC subunit. Gene Ontology annotation, molecular function: protein binding. The record is from RefSeq and is a predicted model, not a curated record. NCBI's taxonomy places the organism in Eukaryota, Fungi, Ascomycota, Pichiomycetes, Serinales, Debaryomycetaceae. The transcript has a single exon. Bases 1 to 1548 code for a protein of 515 amino acids.
AUGAACUUUAGAGGAAAGUUUUUGCUGAACUAUGGUAAUAACGAGCGUUUCUACGACAUCGCAAAGCAGUAUAAAGCGCAUUGGGGUGAAAAGUUGUUUAUCUUGGAUGAGUCCCUAGCACAACGAUUCAAAGAUGCGUCAAGAGAGAACCUCUACAUUCCUCCCGAAGAGUUAAUGAUUGGUGAACUAACAGUCAAGGAAGUGGACUCUGAUUACGUGAAAUUUAGGUUUGAUUCUGAUAUCCUGGUCCAUGUCAGUUUGGGGAAAACGUCACAUGACGUCACUUUGGGACCAAACCCCACGGCGUUGAAUGAAUUUACAAACCGAAAUGUUUUUGCCGUUGGGGUGGGUGGAUGUAUAACAUCUAUGCAAUGGCUACUGGAUAAGUUGGACAAAAAGGACGGUACAAGCUACUUAGCUAUUGGGGUCAUCAGUGGAGAAAAGGGACUCUCAGAAGUCAAUGCUACUAAUCCAGAGUUGAAUGUUUUCAACAAUGUUCCCCAAAAGAAUAUCCAAUCUUGUAUACAAAUAUGGGAAUACAACGCAUUUUUGAAUGAGUUGCACCUUAAGCACGUAUUGGUGACUUCAAACUUUGAAGCUAUAACAGAUAUCCAAUGGGCCCCAAUCUACACUAACAGUCCCGUGAUAGGUAUCCUAGGUUGCGUCCUCAAAAAUGGGGAGAUUCACUUGCUAAGAGUUGACGACACUUUGCCCCAGUUUGGUGUUGUUGAGGAACCGUCUUGCAGAUACAGAUCAAAUAGCAAAGGUUCGUCCAAUCUCACUUGUUUCUCAUUUGUCGGUGCUGACAAACUACUAUCAGGAAGUGCAGAUGGGUAUAUAAUGGAGUUUGAAUUACCUUUACGUCAAAAUGGAAAUAUAUCACAGCCUAAUUUCAAAACAUUUGUGUCGGAUGGACCGAUUUCGAGCAUUGUAUCUGUGCCCAUUAGUUGUGAUAACGAGUAUGUGAAUAUCAUCAAUGGCCAGGCAUACAGAGGAAUGGCUUUUUCAACCCUGGAUCCAUUAGUCGAUGUAUUUUGUCCAUUAUCAGAAAAGUCGACAAUAAAGCCCACGUAUAAUUACAUCAUACAGGAUUUGCUUCUUGCGCAUAAUCCCGAAAAUAGCAAUAUCUUGUGUCUUCGAUCGCUACAAGAUACAUCUUCGACAAUGUUGAGGUUGAAUAGUCAUAUGACAACGUUCAAGCUAUCGGAAAUCUUGGGUCAUCCAUUCAUGUUAACCGGAACAGAUGCAGGUGAUGUUAUAUUGAUGAACUAUACAAGAAAAUUCUUUUCCAGUAAAGGAGGAAAUAAGGUGAUGGUCCCAUUAAAACUCUGGAAAGUCACUUUGGACGAAACCAGCACCAUAUCAAUAUCAGCCGAUUACGAGAAAAUGGACAUUGAAAGCCCAAUCCAAGCAUCAUAUAUGCCAUUGCAAGUCAUGAUUAGCUCCGUCGCAUGGAAUGAAAAUGUAAUUGGUAGUUCAGUAUAUGCUGCUGGAACGGCAUCAGGUAUUCUACUAAUUGAAAGGUUGGAUCCCAAAUUCAAAAGCUAG